AAUGGCUUCAUAUUGAUAUCAUCGACGAACAACGGGUACUUAAUAAUAAGUGAUCCAUUUCUCUCUCCUCUUUCUCUCUCUCUCUCUCUUGCUUGACUACUGAAAACUCCAUGGCUGUUCUUUCGAGUUCCUUCAUCUCCGUCAGAAAUCCUCAAAUUCAGUUCCUAUCAGGUUCUUCACUGAAUCGAAUUGAUAACUUGGUUGUCAUCCCCAAAUCCCAAAGUAACAUCACGACCUUGAAGUCUAGAAGAGAAUUGACUGUCAGAGCAAGAGAUGGUGGAAGAAGACCAAGUGGUGCUAGCAUCUUUGUUGGUGGGUUUGUAUUGGGAGGGGUUAUAGUUGGAACAUUGGGUUGCAUAUUUGCACCUCAGAUCAGCAAGGCAUUGGCAGAAACUGAUAAGAAAGAUCUCAUGAGAAAGCUGCCAAAAUUUAUAUAUGAUGAAGACAAAGCUUUGGAGAGAACGAGGAAGAUACUUAGUGAGAAGAUCGAGCAGCUGAAUGCUGCCAUUGACAAUGUCUCGACUCAGCUUCGGUCAGAUGAUGAUGAUGAAUCAGCCCCAAAUGGAACUGCGGUAAGUAUCGAUGAACUUGAAGCCUCGAUAUGAUGAAUGAAAAUAAAAUGUUUGUUACAAUUACUAUUUUCCUUAUUUUGAUAAAGACUAUUCCUAAAGGACUUUUGCUGUUUGUUGUGUGUAUACUGUAUACAUGACAUUAACAAUUUGUAUUUGUAUAAUUUAGUUGCUAUAUAAUGUUGACAUAAAUAAAUAAAGUAUUUUGGAAUUCUUGAUGAUA
Messenger RNA from Impatiens glandulifera, 792 nucleotides. RefSeq lists its product as uncharacterized. The transcript has 5 exons. NCBI's taxonomy places the organism in Eukaryota, Viridiplantae, Streptophyta, Magnoliopsida, Ericales, Balsaminaceae. Gene Ontology annotation, cellular component: chloroplast thylakoid membrane; chloroplast inner membrane. The coding region runs from base 111 to 605 and encodes 164 amino acids. The record is from RefSeq and is a predicted model, not a curated record.